Molecule: messenger RNA, 363 nt
Organism: Gongylonema pulchrum
Lineage: Eukaryota; Metazoa; Nematoda; Chromadorea; Rhabditida; Gongylonematidae
Source: the annotation of a GenBank genome assembly
AUGAGGAAGAAGCGGAACGAAGACGAGCAAGAGCUAGGGAGCGGCGAAAGCAGUUGGAAGAACAGGAAGCUCCAGUGGAAGAGGAUGAACCUGUUGAGCAUGAUGAGGUUAGGAAUGCUUUCCGGCUCAUCUUUUCGGAAUUCACGAAACAUUUUUAUGGCUGAGGAAUUGAAAAGGCGACGAGCCGAGCUGCGAGCUCGUGCAUUAAUCAAGGAAGAAGAGGAAUUUACGAAGCCGGAGGAGGCAGAAGAGGAUGAGGAAAAUGAGGAAGAGUCGAGUGAGGAGGAGAGUGAAGAAAGCGAGGACGAUACGGUGCCCAGAAUGAAACCGGUCUUCGUUGAAAAGUAUAACCACUAUGCUUAG